UCUGAUCUGUGUGGCUUCUCGUUGUGUGAACAGAACACCCGUGAGACGGCCCAGGCCAUCAAGGGCAUGCACAUCCGCAAGGCCAACAAGUACCUGAGGGACGUGGUCGUCAAGCACCAGUGUGUCCCCUUCCGUCGCUACAACGGCGGCGUGGGCAGGUGUGCCCAGGCCAAACAGUUCGGCUGGACUCAGGGUCGCUGGCCCAAGAAGAGCGCCGAGUUCCUCCUGCACAUGCUCAAGAACGCCGAGAGCAACGCUGAGCUCAAG
Molecule: messenger RNA, 267 nt
Organism: Seriola dumerili (greater amberjack)
Lineage: Eukaryota; Metazoa; Chordata; Actinopteri; Carangiformes; Carangidae
Product: 60S ribosomal protein L17-like
Exons: 2
Biological process (GO): cytoplasmic translation
Cellular component (GO): cytosolic large ribosomal subunit; ribosome
Molecular function (GO): structural constituent of ribosome
Source: RefSeq, a predicted model, not a curated record